UCUCCUCUCUUUUCAGCCGCCCGUCCUCUCUUCUCUCCCUUUCUAGAUGAGAGGCCAUUGGAGAUAAGAAGACUCUCCAGUGCUACCACUCUUUUUGCUUGGAUUUACUUCGGUUCGGGGCAAAAUGUCGCCUUUACGCCCCCAAUUCCUCCUCUUAACCCCUUCGUUACUCCCCAAGUCCUGUGUAAUAUAGAUAGUGCCCAAGCCAGCGCCACUCCAGAUGGGCCUGAACUUGAGAUAUUCGUCACCAACUCCUGAUCUACUAGUUCUCAAUUCAUGGGCUUUGGUGUUAAUUGGUUUUUUUGGGGUUUUGAAGUAGAGAUUAUUACUUUGGAUUAAAAGCUCCAUUUUUGGAUUAUAGCUGCUAUUUUAAUCAUUCGUUGUUCGAGAGUAUAGCUUCCAGACACCCCACCACUCUUCUAUUGUUAAGCAAAUAUGGUGGACAGUGUGGUGGGCAGUGUUGUGACUUUCCUCUUAGAGAACGUGAAUCAGUUGCUCACAGAUGAAGCAAAGUUGCUUGGUGGGGUGAAGGAUCAAGUCAGGUCACUUAAAAACGAACUGAUCAUGAUCAACCGCAAACUUGAAAAGUUUGAGGGAAAACGUGAUGCUGCAGCUGAAGGGAAAGGCACGUUGAAGGAGGUAGCCUACGAGGCAGAGGACGUCAUCGAUACAUUCAUCGUAAAUGCAGCAAUGCACAGGAAAAGAAGUAAGGUGAGGAAGUUAAUCUGUCUCUGCAACCAAUUAAGCACACUUCACGACGUUGGAAAAGAGAUAGAGCGCAUCAAAAAUGCCAUCGAGGAAAUUAAAGAAGAUUGGAGCUCCUACAGCACAGAAGUUGAAUCCGUAGCAGAUGAGGAAGCGGAGGAGGAAGUGCACAAGCGCAGGAGAGCUGUCGAGAAAGAUCACGUGGUGGGCUUCCGUGAAGACACAGAAAAAUUGGUGAAGCAGCUUGUUGAAGGGCAUUCUCGACGUGACGUCAUUUCAAUCAUCGGCAUGGGUGGCCAAGGUAAGACCACUCUUGCUAGAAAGAUUUUCGACAACAAUCAAGUCCAAGAACAUUUCGAUGUGCUUGGGUGGGUUUAUGUAUCUCAAAAAUACAAAACCCGAGAUCUGUUGCUUGAAUUUCUAAAGGCUGUGAAGCCAACGUCACAGUUGAAGUUGAUGAUCUUGAGAGACGACUUGCACAAGGAAUUAUUCCAAAAUUUAGAAGCUAAUUAUAGGUCUGAUAAAGAUAAAUUGGAAGACUGCUCACUAUUCACACACUUGGAAGAAAUGAAGGAAAAGGAUGAUACAGAAUUCCAAGAGACGCUGUACAAGCAGUUGGAACUUAUAAAAGACUCUAAAUUGCGAGAUUCAAUACGAAGUUUGGUGGCAAAAAUAUACGAAAGCAAUUGUAAAGAUUUGCAAGAUUUCACUGAUGAUGAAUUGACUAAAGGGCUAUUUAGAUGCUUGACAGGAAAGAGGUACCUACUAGUCCUGGAUGACAUCUGGGACAAUACAGUCUGGGAGGAGGUAGGUGCUGCAUUUCCUGACAAGUCGAAAGGAAGUAGAAUAUUGAUCACUAGCCGCAUGAAAGAAGUGGCCAAUUAUGCAAGUCCCCAUAUUCCUCCUUACGAACUCCCAGUUCUUAACGAGGAGGAAAGUUGGGAACUCUUCUCUAAGAAGGUUUUCCGAGGAGCUACAUUUCCUUCACAACUUGAAGAACUAGGGAGAGAAAUUGCGGCAAGUUGUCAUGGUUUACCACUAGCUAUUGUGGUAUUGGGGGGUCUUUUGGCCAAGAAGGAGAAAUCAAAUCAUAUAUGGAAAAUGGUGAAAGGUAAUGUCACUCCAUACCUUAAUCAGGAAACAUCAAAUUGCUCAGACAUACUGGCUCUAAGCUACAACUACUUACCCCGGCACUUGAAACCUUGCUUUCUAUAUUUUGGUGUGUUUCCAGAAGGUUUUGAGAUAUCUGUGAGGCGACUAAUCCAACUGUGGAUAGCUGAGGGAUUUAUACGGCAAACUCACAACAGAAAUGUGGAGGAUGUUGCUGAAUGGUACUUAGAGGAACUCAUUAAUCGGAGCUUAAUUCAAGUGGCAACGAGAAGGGCAGAUGGUAGAGUCAAAACAUGUCGUAUUCAUGAUCUUCUACGAGACUUCUGCAUAACAGAGAGUGUUGAAGAGAAGUUUCUGGACAUUUGUACAAAAAAUAACGUCACGUCCGUUAGCAGAUCCCGCAGACUUUCCAUCCAAUGUGCCACCCGCCUAUUCAUUUCUUCAAAUCCUUGUGAGCCCUCUUAUACUCGUUCUUUAUUAUGCUUGGGGGAUGAUGUAACUUUGUAUGAUGAAAGCAACUUGAAAUGGGUUUGUGAAACGUUUAAGUUGGUUCGGGUGGUAGAUCUUGGGAAUAUGGCGACUCUUAGCUCGAUUCCCAAGAAAAUAGAGAAGCUAAUCCUUGUGAGGUACCUGAGGAUUCAGCCUGGUGAGCUUGAUGUCAUGCCGACUUCCAUAUGCAGCCUCUGGAAUCUGGAGACGUUGGACAUGAGAAAAUCUAAAAUACAUUGUUUACCUAAAGAGUUAUGGAGGUUACAAAAAUUAAAGCAUUUGUACCUGGGUGGCCCAACAUCUCUACCUAGAACAAACACAAAAGCUUUACCGAAUCUUCAAGUCCUUACUGGUAUAGCUAUAAAUCAAGACACUGAGAGCCUCCUUGCCAAGGCCAGAUUUCCUAAUUUGAAAAAGUUAGGAUUACAUUCUUCAAGCGGGGUGGAGUCAACGUUAUUGUCAAACCUCCGUCCCUUAACUCAUCUGAAAACUUUGAAAAUUAAUGGACUUUUUGAUCUUCCAAGUGCAAAAUCAUUCCAGUUGACUCUCUCCAAGAUAACCUUACUGUGCAUGAACAUUUCUCCAACUGUCGUGACAGCAUUGGGUAGCCUUACUAAUCUUGAAAUACUGAAAAUAAGAGGAGUCAAUCCGGUACAGAUGGUCCUCAAUUGCGAUGGGAGCAGUUUUCCUCAACUGGAGGUCUUUAAAAUGGAAACUUUGGAGAUUACGCAUUGGAAAAUAGAAAGAGGUGCAAUGCCAAGGCUUCAACACUUGGUCAUCGACAAUUGUAAGUAUUUGGAUACGCUCCCUGAAGAACUAUGGUGCUUGACUGACUUGCAGGUGGAAGUCUUAUAUCCCUCUAGAACUUUGGCAGGGGAGCUUCGGCAGUUGCAAAUGAUGGGUGGGUGUAAGCUCCAAGUUUAUCCUCCCCUGAGUGCAAGCUAAUAAAUGAACGCUUCAUCUGCUGCUGUGUGUCCAUGGCUUCGGGGUUGAGGGGUUCCUAUAUGUUCUUUUCAUUUGUCCAUGGGUUCAAUAUGAUGUAUGACAUUCUUGUUAACCUUUUUUAAGUUUCCAAUUUUCAAGCCUUUACUUCCAAUAAUUUGUCAUGUUCCGGGUAAUGUAUACAUAACUGUUUGCACUGAUACGUAUAUUGUUUGAGUAAUAAGUUGUUAUACUAUAAUGCUAGUUUGGUCUGUGUUUGUGUA
Molecule: messenger RNA, 3509 nt
Organism: Quercus lobata
Lineage: Eukaryota; Viridiplantae; Streptophyta; Magnoliopsida; Fagales; Fagaceae
Product: putative late blight resistance protein homolog R1B-16
Exons: 1
Coding region: 436-3249 (937 amino acids)
Biological process (GO): defense response to other organism
Molecular function (GO): ADP binding
Source: RefSeq, a predicted model, not a curated record